UCAAUCAAAGCAAGUUCUUCACUUUGCUUUCCAUAUUCUGCCAGGGCAUGUUCGGGGCAAUGUUCCAAUGGAUUAUUAUUAUUAUAUUAUUAUUAUAUAUAAUCUCUGGACUCGAACUGCUGACCUUUCCGUCAGCAGCUCAGUGGUUUAACGUGGAGGAGUAAUAAUGUAAAAAUAAUAAUAUAAUAAUAUAAAAUAAUAUACAGUAACAAUAAUAUAAAACUUUGGAGGAGACUCCGGCCAACGGGUCCGUCCCGGAGGAGACUUCUCUCCAAACUUCCUCUGUCGAUGGGGAAAAAAAUUGCCUUAAUUGCUAAUUGUGGUGCAACUUCAAAGGUAACCGGGGUGGGUCCCCGAAGCUGGCUUUUAUGGUUUGGAGGUGCACAAUCACCGGCUGGAAAGUCAAUCCAAAGGAAUCCUGACCUCACACAUGAUGCAAGCCCAGGAGGGUUAAAACAUCAACACUCUCCGCAUAACAACUUAUUUGGCAGGAGCUGCUCGCCUGCAAGUCGCCGCGCAUCCUGCCACUCGUUAUAUUAUAUUGCGGGACUUCGCCAUGGCAAGCAACACGGGCUUCCGGAUCCUGCUCAUCCACAUCUUUCUAGUGGGAGCUGGUGGAGUGAGGAUCAAGGAAGGGGAGCCGAAGGUCAUCUACCUGCCCAAAGGGGAGUCCAUCAAGCUGGGGUGUCCUUUUGCGUCCGACCCGGAAGACAACACUCCCGAAAACGACUGGGACAUCGAGUGGAAGCAGGUGAAGCCGGGCCCCUACCCCCAGGACAAGCAGCUCCUCGGUUACCACGAUCACCGGAUCACCUACCCGGGGCCUCCGGAUCUCCAGCAGCGGGUGGGCUUUGCCUCCCCGGACCCCAGCCUCUAUGACGCCUCCAUGCAGCUGCAGAACGUGCAGAUCGCCGACUCGGCCACGUACGAGUGCACGGUCAAGAAGACCACGGAAGCCAGCCACAAAGUCACCAUCACCGUGCAAGAAAGGCCGGCGGCUCCGCAGUGCUGGAUUAUGGGAGAUGUUGCCUACGGGCAGGACAUCAUCCUACGCUGCUCGGCCACGGUGGGCUCCCAGCCCCUCAGCUACCACUGGUCUAUACUGGGCGGACAGCCCUUCAUAGACAGGAUUCCCGGGGGAUCUAUGGGUUCCAUGCCGGGCGACUUCCACAUCUACGGCUUGUGUGAAGACCACGUGGGGACCUAUCAGUGCAAAGUGGGCAACAACGUGGGCGUUGCCUAUUGCUCGGUCGAUAUCGGCUUCGACAGAGGUUUCUACUACGACUGGCUGGUCGGAGGGUCGGUCACCAUCUGCCUCCUGGCCGCGGCCCUCAUCGCGGGGGGAGUGACGUGGUGCUGCUGCUGUUGCCGCAACCAACGUUGUUGUCCGUGCGGCGGCGGCUGUUGCGGGAAAGAGAGUUGCUGGGACUGCUGUUGCUCUUCCUGUUGCUCCGGCGGUCAGGACAUCAAGCAGGAGUGUGUGCAGACCAAGGGCAACGACAUCUGCGUGGAUGCCGAUGCUCCUCCGAGCCGGCCCUGCAGCCAGGCCUUGAGCCAGACGGGCAGCCUCCACUCUAUACUGGGAUACCAGUUCCGGACCGGCCACCGACCCCCCGGCUGCAAGUAUCUCCCUCCCAUCGUCCAGGUCAAGAUGGCCAAUCCUCUCUCUCCUCCCGACAGCGACCUGGAACCCUCCUCUCUGCCCAGUUCGGAGCAAGAGCCGCUCACCUCCAAAUGGCGAGAUCCGUAUUCCCCCGCCGAUAACUCCAUCCAGUACACCAAGGGCAAGAACCACAGCGGCCAGUCUCAGGCUUACUCCAGCUUACACAAUUUCGACAGCCCCGCUUCGGAGCCCGGCUGCGUCCGCUGGAAGGAUGGGAGCACCAAGCGUUACAAGAGUGCCAUGGUCAUGAUGCAGGCCUCCACCAAGGAAGGCCUUUUGAUAUGAAGCCGGUUGGGACAUUGAGUGACGAGGGUCAUAAUAUGCCCAACACUUGUCUUCGCUGGGAAACAUGUACGACUUCGUACCUUUCUCCUGCAAUGGUUUUAUUUUUCAUCUCAUACUGAAGAACGUAGUCAUUUCGGUUCUGCAAAGUUCUGUAACUGGGCUAAAUUAAUACCCUGUUUCCCCGAAAAUAAGACCUAGUAGAGGUUUUGCUGAAUUGCUAAAUAAAAGGCCUCCCCUGAAAGUAAGACCUAGCAAAAUUUUUCUUUGGAAGCAUGUCCACCAAAAAGUACAAUGUCGAAGAGAUAAACAAACACUAUAAAGGUUCAAAACAUAAAAAGAGGUACAGUAGAGUCUCACCUAUCCAAGCCUUACUUAUCCAAGGUUCUGGAUUAUCCAAUGCAUUUUUGUAGUCAAUGUUUUCAAUACAUCGUGAUAUUUUGGUGUUAAAUUUGUAAAUACAGUAAUUACAACAUAACAUUACUGCGUGUUGAACUACUUUUUCUGUCAAAUUUGUUGUAUAACAUGAUGUUUUGGUGAUUAAUUUGUAAAAUCAUAACCUAAUUCGAUGUUUAAUAGGCUUCUCCUUAAUCUCCUUAAAAAUUUACGAUUUUAGCACCAAAAUAUUACGAUGUAUUGAAAACAUUGACUACAAAAAUGCCUUGGAUAAUCCAGAAUGUUGAAUAAGCGAGUCUUGAAUAAGUGAGACUCUACUGUAUAUAUAACAUCAUAUAUAUAUGAAUAUUAUAUAUAACAUCAUAUGUAUAAUUAUAUAUAUAAGUGAGACUCUACUGUACCUCUUUUUAUGUUUUGAACAUUUAUAGUGUUUGCUUAUCUCUUCGACAUUGUUUAGUUUAGACAUCUGUGUGUAUUUAUCAUUACCACCAAAAAGAACACCAGAGCAUGCAGGAUCGGUAAAUGUACGUACUAUAGAUUGUUGUACAUGGAAAUAAUAACAGGAAACUCCUGAUAGGAUUCACAGUUUGUCUGGUCAUGCUGGUUUGUGGUGACAACUACUGUACAGUAUAUAAUAAAUGUUCGUUUUUUUGUUCAACAAUAAAUGUGAAUUCUUCUUCAUGGAAAAGUAAGACAUCCCCUGAAAACAAGACCUAGUACAUCUUUGGGAGCAAAAAUUAAUAUAAGACACUGUCUUAUUUUCGGGGAAACAGGGUAGUUCUAGUAUCGUUGACGACAAAAAGGCGAUUAGAAAAAGAUGAAAUCGUUCUCACCACCGGGAAAUGCUUCCUAAUAUAUUUUCCCAUAGAUGGAAACCUCUGUGUUGUGAUAUACCAGGUUCAGUAUGUGGAUGACAUAUUUCAGUAUAUCGACGAUUGGCUCAUAGCAUCCUUAUGUAUAUGGACGAUAUACUCAUAGCAUUGGCAUGGGUCAACUUGGGCCUUCCCUCCAGGUGUUUUGGACUUCAACU
This is a messenger RNA of Anolis carolinensis (green anole), 3371 nucleotides long. Its product is annotated as V-set and immunoglobulin domain-containing protein 8-like. The record is from RefSeq and is a predicted model, not a curated record. Gene Ontology annotation, cellular component: intracellular anatomical structure. Bases 557 to 1948 code for a protein of 463 amino acids. NCBI's taxonomy places the organism in Eukaryota, Metazoa, Chordata, Lepidosauria, Squamata, Anolidae. The transcript has 7 exons.